This is a messenger RNA of Fonsecaea multimorphosa CBS 102226, 3111 nucleotides long. RefSeq lists its product as uncharacterized. NCBI's taxonomy places the organism in Eukaryota, Fungi, Ascomycota, Eurotiomycetes, Chaetothyriales, Herpotrichiellaceae. Bases 1 to 3111 code for a protein of 1036 amino acids. Gene Ontology annotation, molecular function: DNA-binding transcription factor activity, RNA polymerase II-specific; RNA polymerase II transcription regulatory region sequence-specific DNA binding. The transcript has a single exon. Gene Ontology annotation, biological process: regulation of transcription by RNA polymerase II. Gene Ontology annotation, cellular component: nucleus. The record is from RefSeq and is a predicted model, not a curated record.
AUGUCGGAAAAUCAAUCUCGACCGCGUCAAUCGGUCUCCAAACCAAUGUGGCCGGCAAGAUCAAAUGUAUAUCCAGCACUGCCUCACAGCCCUGUCGCUCGCGCGGGCUCUGACUCAUUGUUCCAGGCAUUUGUCUCGAUACCUGACGAGGGCGGUGCAUCUGCGUCGGCGUCUGCCCUACACUCAGCCUACUCGACGGAUUCUGUCUUGACAGGCCUGCAGACCCCUCUGUCUGCCAUGUCCUCUUCCUGUGACCACAUCCCUAGAAGGUUCUUUCCGCCCUCCGAUGCCCACUUCCGGGACUAUACUGGCUCUUUUGACUCCUAUGCAUUCCAACAUAUCCAAGGCGGUUCCCAGUAUUCCUUUUCUUCCCCUGGCUCAUCGCUUCCUCCUCGCUUUGUGGAUUCGUCUUCUGUUGAUAUCAACGGUGUGCCCAGUCACCAGACCGCUACGGGACCCUGGACACAUCUCGCUGCCACUGAGGGAACUCCUCCACCAUUGCCUGGAAUAUCAGCCUCCGACGAGCCUGGACUGCCUCCCCAACAUCUUAGAACCCCCGUUCAUAAUCGUGCCUACUCUUCUGCCAGCGCACAAAAAUCUCUAGGAGACUCGGGCUACGAAACCCGAUCAAGGAAAUCUCAGCAGCAUGAAGUCGACUCAGUGACAGAAGAGCAGACAGAAAUGGACGAACAGGACAUGAGCAACACCCCCGUGCCUUUGACCCUGUCUCACUCCUAUCCCCCUUCCAACUACACAACCGUCGCUCCUCGUAGCUUGGAGCCGGUCCCUUCAGAAUCCGGGCAAUCGGCCGCUCACCCACCACACCAGAGAAACAAAGACCUAGGAUGCUCCGAAUGUAAAUAUGUGGGCAAGACAAGGUCCGAUCUGAAGAAACACUCAGCUCGUCACAAACGCGAACACAAAUGUCAAUUUGUGGAAUGCGUUCGGUCCACCAAAGGGUUUGCAACUAUCAAUGACCUUGACAGACAUCUGAAAACCGUACACAAGAUCAACAACCGCAACAGCAGAUCCUUCAAAUGCUUUGCCGAUGGCUGCCCCAAGCGCGAAAAGGAAUGGCCUCGGUUGGACAACUUCAAGCAGCAUCUCAGAAAGAUGCACGAAGAUCAAAACAUGAAAACUCUGCUUCAGCGGUCCAACGAAUGGUAUGAACAGCGUCGUCAACAAGAACAAGCCGAUGAGACGGCAUCCGUUUCGGCGUCAAUGCCCUCGCGAUCGUCCCACUCAUUGCUUCCUGCGCAAGAGCAAUUUCCCGCUUCUGACAGAAAAUAUCCGGAUCCAAGCUCAGUAUUCAAUCCAAACGUGCCCGAGACCCUCCAGAUGUCUCGCUCGCUCAGUCACAGUGAUCCUGUCAUUGAUCAAGCUCUUAGCCGGCCGUUGGGUCCAGCGCACCCCAUGUCGCAACAGAAUCAGAGUCGAUUCAUAUCUACGACAACCCACAGCUGGAGCCUGCAGCAACAACGAGGAGGCCUUACAAAUCUCGACACCAACAACCUUUCAUCUCCCCCAGCCCACAUGCAAAGGGCACGGUCACAGGCCGAUAUCUCUAGAUUUCAGGAUUUCUCGCAGCUCGCUUCCGACUUUAGCAAUCAAAGAGUUAACUACCAAAUUUCGUCCCGUCCGUCUCGGAAUUCCUUUGACGCUGCAACCGCUGCAACAAGGAUGAACUCUUCAUUCGGCUACGGACCGACCGGGAGAUCAAAAAGGCCAAAUACAAUUGCCGUCCUAGACCUGGACCUGGAUCGCAUGGCCGACUUCAUCUCACCGCAGGAACUGCCCCAUGACCGCCAGGACCUCGGAGGCUCACAGGAAGAAUACCUUGGCUUCGUUGGAAGUAGUACCAACCCGGCCAUCGCCGACAACGGCCCGGGACCUUCGCCUCACCAAGGCUACCAGGUCAACAUCAUCCAACCCGACAAUACGCCCAAGUCUGGGCUCCAGAAAGCGAUUGAAGACGAGAUCCGCUCUUUUUUAGAACUCCAUUGCCCCAACGGAGGGAAUGACGAGGAAAUCCUGAAUCAGUUCCGAUUGACUCUACACAGCAGCGAUGGCAUGACGAGUUGUGCUGCCUCAUCUGUUGGGCCGGUUUCGAGGACUACCGAUGCCGAACUUUCCGCCGGUUUCCGAUUGCCCCUGACAAAAGCGACGCAGUUUCCAUGUCAGUAUCAGGGAUGUACAAAGGUGAUGCAGAGGCAAAGUGAUCUGAACAAGCACAUGAAACGCCAUUGGAAGCCGUAUGGUUGUGUCUUCGAUGGAUGCACCAAGGCUUUCGGCAGUAAGGACGACUGGAAAAGGCACGAACAGAAUCAACACGAGCAACAAGAGUGUUGGCUUUGUGACAAAUGCUCCAUGGUGUUUUUCCACGAUUCGUCAAACUACAUUAAGCAUAUGCAGGAAGCUCAUUCGGUUUCGCGACCAGAAGAACACGCUAAGCACCGCCGCAUCGCGCGCAAUUAUCAGGGCCGGUUUUGGUGUGGUUUCUGCCAAGACAUCAUCAAACACGUUAAGACUGACGUGGACGCCAUCACAUACCGCUUCAGUCAUAUUGCUGAUCACUUCAUGAAGGAGCACAGAUCAAGCAACGACUGGAUUGAGCUCACGGGCAAUGGAAAGACAAAGGGAGCAUUGAAGGAGGAGAAGAAGCAGGCCGAAGGCAUCCAAGAAGAAGAGGAUGAUGUCUUUGAUGCCUCGCAAACAGCAUGCGAGGCUACUCAGUCGUCGCCCUCUCAGCAAAGCGGCUUCUCGGAAGCUCACCAACCCUUCUCGACGCAAGCGGUCAACCCCUCCAGCACUCAGCAGGAAUUAUCAAGCACGGACCACAUGCGUGGCACGAGGGUGAUGUUUCAGACAACCGAGAUGCGCACGCCGAUCCAAAGCCAGAGCCAGGGUCAGGAUCGGAACUCGGACUCACAUCGCCGUCGCCAACAACGCCAUGCCGAAUUCUUCAGCUGCUGCCAGUGCGGCGUUACCCAGUCCUAUAGCCUAAGCAAACGCUGUAUGGAUCUGGCUUGUCAGCACCAGUUCUGCGACAACUGUAUCUUAGCCGCUCCCGACACAGACUUUAUCUCCUUUCCUGGUGAUUACGACAAUUAG